AUGGCUGACGAAUCGGGAGAAGAAGAGAUACCCCUAGUGCAAAUACCGAGAGAGCCACUGCGUCUUAAUAACUUGCUGAUUCAGAAUGUGAACUCUUGGGGAAAUGUGGAGUACAACAUUCCUUUGAGGCUGUCCUUUAAUGAGACCAGAACUGGCACCAAUGUCGCUCAUCGUCUUAUACCACCCGUCCCGCAUAGCUUGGAUGUGAAAAUCGAUGACCCUCUCCCGGGUCGCGUCACAGGCCGUGACAUGGUGGUAGUGAAGGAGACAUACCGCACCACAUCUGGCGAGUACAACAUAAAGCCGAACCCCAACAAGGCGAUGGAGCGGUCUGACUGCGCUGCUAACUGUAAGAGAGUCAUAUUUAUGACUGGUGUCGAGAAACGGCUUCAAAAGCAAAUAAUAACCCAGCCGGCUCUGCUAUCCGAGAUGAAAGACAAUUACCGAGGAUUAGCCAGAUCUCCGUUGGCACCACCUGAAAUCACUGUGAAGGCACCUGAUCCCGCAUAUAUAUUUGAUGUAGUGGCGGCAGGAAGGAACGAAGCGCCAACCAUUCCUGAGCAUGCGACAGGGUUCCGCAGGUUGAUGGACCCGUAUGUCACGUCGUACAGAGCCAACCAUCGGCAGUUUACGCCUGACGACCAAUACGGGAUCGGAGCCAAGGAUCAUAUCACCUUCUACUCAGAAUUCAACACUCCUAAGGUUAAAGGCUUUGGACCUCGGCAUAAGGAAAUAUGGCAGCCAUUAACGUCGAAACCGUACAGAAGUGUGUAUGAUAGGAUCCACGUGAAAAAAGAAUAUAAAGAAGUUGCCGCUGCCCGCAACCCAGUCCUUAAUAUCAAGGGAGUAUUUGAAUCAGAAAUGAAGAGGAAGUACAAGAUUCCGUUCACAAUGUCUCCGCUUGCAUCUUGGGGAACUGAAGAGGUGUUCGAUCUGGCUCCAUUCCCGCCGAAUCCGUUCCAGACAAACAUUGCGCCGUUCAUGUACUGCAGCGACUACUGCCACAUUGCCCAGGGCACGCCGCCAUACUGUGUCAUCGACCAAUUUGCCCACCAAUUCCCUCCACAUGCUCCCUGCGUGGAAAGGCUUGUUGUGUCCAGAGAUUCGUAG
Molecule: messenger RNA, 1110 nt
Organism: Pectinophora gossypiella (pink bollworm)
Lineage: Eukaryota; Metazoa; Arthropoda; Insecta; Lepidoptera; Gelechiidae
Exons: 6
Coding region: 1-1110 (369 amino acids)
Source: RefSeq, a predicted model, not a curated record